Molecule: messenger RNA, 3455 nt
Organism: Xylaria bambusicola
Lineage: Eukaryota; Fungi; Ascomycota; Sordariomycetes; Xylariales; Xylariaceae
Exons: 5
Coding region: 380-3280 (966 amino acids)
Molecular function (GO): protein binding; ADP binding
Source: RefSeq, a predicted model, not a curated record
AUGCUAAUCUUGAUUCAGCCAGUGAAAGCGCCCAUUAUCACUUUCAGUCCGGUCAGAUUGCCUCCCUGUUAAGCCAUGCACGUGUAACUUCGCCAAACACUGCCCAAUCUGAGAGCCAGAGAAGGCCGAAGUGGCUUAGGGGCGAAACCGGUAGCAUGUCUGCGCUUUGAGCCCCCAAUAUUCCAAGAACCCCACCAAGUACGUUAUUUGUCUCAUCGCAUGGAAUGGAAAUGACCUAAGCCCAAGCCCAUAAAUAAUAUUUCGCAGCAAGUCUCUGUGUCGUUAGAGCUUCAUUAUACGGAAGCCUGAGUUGAACGGAACGAUCUCUUUACCAGUUAUCAAGCUGUCAAUACUGAAACAAAGAACUAGAGACGAAGGGAUGAAGAAAUUAUUGAAAUGGGGAUUUGGGGGCACCGACAAAGGAAACCGUGGUAAACAGCCUGGCACUGCGCUGAAAACAGAGAAUCAGUCAAUUGUUGAUGUUUCCCGCAAUGAGAAUGAAGACAACGCUGGGUUGAAAUUUCUGUAUGAGCCUACAGAGAAAGGCCUUUCAACGCUGGUAGAUAUCGUUUGUAUUCAUGGACUCAGCGGCCACCGUGAGACGACUUGGACGGCCACAGAGCCUGGAACUGGGCGUACGGUACUUUGGAUCAAAGACUUUCUACCCAACCAGUUACCGUAUGCUCGCAUCAUGACCUACGGCUAUAGCUCUCAAGUCUUUACUGUGAGACAUCUUACACAGCGAACUUUGUAUUCGCAGUCUAAAACACUCCUCGCUGCGUUGAAGAGUGUUCGGCAAGAUGGAAACGCUCCCAACAGACCCCUGAUUUUUAUCUCCCAUAGUCUUGGGGGGCUCAUCGCCAAAAGUGCUCUCAUCCAUGCAAACAAUGACCACGUUUUCAAGGACAUCUUGUUAUGUACAGCCGGUAUGGUAUUUUUUGGCACACCACAUCAAGGUAUCCCCGAUAGUGAUAGAUCUUGGGUAAAAAUUGUAAGCAAUUUGAUUAAUCACAAAAUCAACUGCAGUAAAAUGCGAAACACCAUGGAUUCGAACCUCAACUGGCUCCAAUUUCAGCUCGAGCAAUACAAAUCUCUCGAUGGGUCGUUUCCUACCUACUGCUUCUAUGAAGUUGACGCGUCUGGAAUAAGUCAAAAAGCUCCAAUGACCACACCUCGCAUAUCAGCAGUACCUUUAGAACUGCUCAAUACGAUGACUUUGACGAGUUUUCCACGGCAACAACCUCACGAUGAUCUUUGCAAAUGGUUACAUGAAGAUUUUGAGUUUAACGAAGCCAUGAAGCACCUUGUUAAAAUGUGUGAGGAAGCUCGAGACUUAGUAAGGCAAAACGUUGUCAUGUAUAAUUGGUGCCGAGAUCCAUUUAAAGAAGAGGGGGAAGUUGGGGAUGAGUUUCUCAUUCCGAUGAGUCUACCCCUGCAUUGUGAAGAGCCUUUUCUCGGGCGCGACCCAGAAAUUAGAGCGAUACAUAGUUAUCUAAGCAUCCCUAACGAACUCCAUCGAGCGACGCUCCUCGGCCCUGGCGGGGUUGGUAAAACACAACUUGCACUAAGGUAUGUAUACGCCUAUGAAAAUCAAUACAGCUCCGUGUUUUGGCUGGAUGCUCAGAAUCGAUUCACUCUCCACUCGUCCUGCCUAAGAUGUGUUGAGCGAUUGAAGAGUCACUAUGUUGGCACAUCAAGAGGUGAAGAUCGACUCAGAGCACUGCAGCGCCUUCAUCUUGGUGGGUUAAUUGACGAAGAUGGGCGAAUCCAGUCCUGCCAGGACACGCCAGAACUUCUGUUUUUGGUAUUCAAGAAAUGGCUUGAGUGGCCCGGCAAUGAUAGGUGGCUGCUUAUUAUCGAUGGUGUGGAUCAAGAACCCGGUUUGGGAGAGUUUCAUAUUGACAAGUUCCUCGACUCGCUCAAGAAUGGCCAUGUAAUAAUCACAAGUCGAUCUGGGUCGCGGGGCCACACUUUUAACAUCCAGGGACUCGAACCAGACGAUGCCAUGAAACUACUUAAUUACCUUACAGCCGAACGACAAGAUAUGACAUAUUUGCAAAUUAGGGAGCUCGUCAACCAACUCGAACGACUACCUCUGGCGAUCCAACAGGCGGCGGCAUUUCUAUCGAGGACCCAGUGGUCAAUUGGAGAAUACGUGAAUACUCUAAAAUCAGGAACGGCUAGCCAUUCUAGCGACACUCCGAUAUUGAUGGUGUCAGUGCAACAUCUCGACAAGAAAUUGGUUGACCUCCUCAACACUAUCGCGUUCUUGUCAGACAGCGAUGUGUCUGUUGACUUGAUCAAAAGUGGUGUUCAAAAAUUACAAAGCUCCACGCCAUAUUCUCUCGUGGAGAGUUUGUCAGUGCUUAAAAGAUACUCCCUUAUCAGAUACGAUUCAGCGACACAGAUGACUGCACUGGUUAACUCCAGAUGGACAGAGAUGUUGAGAGACAAAGUAAACACUCCGGACUAUAAAUCGCGAGCUAAGAUAGCUUGUUCGAGUGUAUCGUCGUAUCUAGAAUCUGCUAUAGGAGGUAUAAGCUCUAUAACUUACACCUCCAAGCAAUAUCGAUUGGAGGAGGAGCUCCUCCCAUAUAUGGAACGAUGUGUGAAUUACAUCGAAGUUCUAUCACCAGAAGAAGUAGACUGGCAUAUUUUGGGACAUGCGUGUCGACGCCAGGGGCGACACGAUUUGGCGAAGCAGUUCUAUAAUCAAAAGAUAACUCUGAGGGCCGAACUGCUUUUAAAUGAUCUACACGACAUGGAGUAUGCUUUGGGCCCGACACAUAUUCGCACAAUAAGGUGUGCCGACUUGGCUGCAUCUCAAUAUCAGGAAGAAGGCGAACAUGCGAAAGCUGAGAUUAUUUGGCGAAGGGCCAACUCAUCGCACUCUCGCACACUUGGCGACUACCAUCCCUUGACACUAAGGACUGGGGCAAGGCUAGCUUUGACUUUACAGCAACAGGGGAAAUACAGCCAAGCAAAGGGGAUUUACUCAUCGGUGUGCAAUGCUACAGCCAUUGUUCUUGGUGACGAGCACCCAGAAACUCUAAAGCUAAUGACGAACGUUGCGAUGAUGUACACACUCGAGCGGCGCUUUGAUGAGGCAGAUCAAGAAUAUAGAAGAGCACUUAGGAAAAUGGAGCAGGUACUAGGACCAGAUCAUGAGGAUGUGAAAAAGAUAAUGACGUACAUAACGCUCAACAACAAACAGAGGCAACCGAACGUGGGAGGAGUUUCUGAAGACUUCCAGCCUGCGACUAUUUUGUUGGACUGGUAACACACGAUCAUGUUGAUAUUAUGAGGUUGUGGUUGGUGUACAGUGUGAUAUAUUGCCAGUAGGAACAGUCUAAGUAGCGAAGUGCGAAGGGGUACCUCAAUUUAUAUAGACAGAUGUGUGUGGGUCGUUGUACCCAGCCACUGCCUGUUACAACAAUUUGAAACUAAUUACCGAA